AUGAAUUAUAACUUACCUAAGACUGUUCCUUUAUUGCCAGGUCACUGCUUCCCUGACCACUUAAAGGAAAGCCAUCAUAAGACUUAAUAGUUCACCUUAGUCAAUAACGUUCAUUGCGAAAAAACUAAUUACAUCGAAGAAAAGAACGACCCCUAUCUUAUUGAUUCACUAAGAAUGGGCACUCCUCCUGAUUUGACAUAUGGAAAAAGAAAGGCUCCCAUAAAUGAUUAUAUCCCUCGUAUCCAACCUCCCUGGUUAAAAUAUGAUAGAUAAGUUCUUCGUUUUUAUUGCUAUUUCUAGGAAAGUGUUGUUGAAAAUCCUUAUGAAAAUUACCGUAUCCGUAAGUGUACUCUUUACUACUACUUAUCUGACGGUACUAUUCAUGUCAACGAACCUAAAAUAAUGAAUUCUGGUAUUGAAUAAGGUGUCUUUAUUAAGCGUCAAUAAAUUCCUAAAUAACUAAAUUCAACUGACUACUACACCUGGGAAGAUCUUAAUGUUGGAAUAAAUAUUAAUCUCUUUGAAAGAGUCUUUAGAAUUGUUGACUGUGAUUCUUUCACUAAAGAAUUCUUCGUUUAUAUGGGAAAGAAAAUGAAUUCACCUGAAAGAGUCCCUAAUGAUGCAUUUGAAGCUUAAAAAACUUUGAAGGACAUUAAAAUUCCUCCUCCUAACACUAAAGAAUAUAACGAGUACAAUGAAGUAAAGCUUGGAGGUGGACAUCCCAAUACUGGAUUACAAAAGUAUCUUGAAAAUGACAGAAAGGUUCUUUCUUUCAAUGUUCUUUGGAACGAUACAAGCUUAGAAGGUGGUCUCAAUUACUAUAUUCUAAACUAUUUCUUAGCUGACGACACCACUGAAAUUAAGGAAAUUAAGAGACACAAUAGUGGUAAAGAUGCUUUCCCAUUAUUUUUAUGCAGAAAGAAGUUACCUAAGGAACCCAUUAUGACUCAUUAUCCUGGUAUGACUUUGAAAAAGGAAGAAUACUACAGUCCCUCUGAUUUAGUUUGUGGAAAUAUGGUUAGAAUUUACAACAAAGAUUGUUUAAUCUUCAACUGCGAUGCUUACACAAAGGAAUGGUACUUACAAAAUAUGAACUUGCAACAAAUUCCUAUUACCCUCAAAAAGGAAGAUAUUAAACGUUUCUAUUAACCAGUUCCUCCAUAUAAUGGUUUUGGUAGUGAAGCUGAUUCUUUAGGAAGUGUUUACAAUCUCUAACCUAAAGCUCCUCGCAAAGACAUCAAUAAAAUGUAUACAUAAGAUCAAUAUAUUCUUCGUUUCGAAGGAAAGCUAAUUUCAUAGAACAAAGAAGACAACCAUAGAAAGUUCAUUAUUUCAUUCUUCUGUGGUGAUGACACUAUCAUGGUUUACGAAACUGCUGAUAAAAAUUCAGGUAUUUGGGGAGGUAAAUUCUUAGAAAGAAUGAAUCACAACAAUCCUAUCAAUAAUAAGCCUUACACUGAACUUGAUUUCUAAAUCGGUGAGAUUAUAUAACUCGGAGUUUAUCGCUUCUAAUUGCUCAGAGCUGAUGAAUAUACUCAUAAAUACAUGAAAUCUAAACCUGAAGUCUUUAAGGAGGCUGAUAUUGAGUAUACUCUUAAUCAUCUUAGAAAAUUCGCUACUAAAUACAAAUCUUACGAUGAAUUUAUGGUACUUCUAAUCAAAAAUAUUGAUCCUAACCGUAGAGGAGUUAUUGAUUUCAAUGAUUUCGUUGUUGGUUUAAGAAGACUUGGCUACAAUCUAACUUAUCAAGAAAUUUAUACACUCAUGCGUUAUUUCGAUCUUGACGAAAAUUGGAAACUUGAUGUUAAAUCUCUUUUCGUUGCCCUUGGUGGAAAACAAUGA
This is a messenger RNA of Tetrahymena thermophila SB210, 1842 nucleotides long. Its product is annotated as flagellar microtugule protofilament ribbon protein. Gene Ontology annotation, cellular component: mitotic spindle; axoneme. The record is from RefSeq and is a predicted model, not a curated record. The transcript is spliced from 5 exons. NCBI's taxonomy places the organism in Eukaryota, Ciliophora, Oligohymenophorea, Hymenostomatida, Tetrahymenidae. Gene Ontology annotation, biological process: cilium-dependent cell motility; mitotic cytokinesis; mitotic spindle organization. Gene Ontology annotation, molecular function: alpha-tubulin binding; calcium ion binding.